This is a messenger RNA of Tremella mesenterica DSM 1558, 264 nucleotides long. RefSeq lists its product as uncharacterized. The transcript is spliced from 4 exons. Gene Ontology annotation, cellular component: U2 snRNP; precatalytic spliceosome. Gene Ontology annotation, biological process: mRNA splicing, via spliceosome. The record is from RefSeq and is a predicted model, not a curated record. The annotation marks the transcript as partial. NCBI's taxonomy places the organism in Eukaryota, Fungi, Basidiomycota, Tremellomycetes, Tremellales, Tremellaceae.
CAGUCGUCAGAAUUGAGAUAUACGCAAAACACCCAACUGGAGCAACUCCAUGCUAGAUAUACGGGAACAGGGCACGCAGAUACCACAAAAUAUGAAUGGCUCACCCACCAACAUCGUGAUACGCUGUCAUCUAUUGUUGGCCAUCCCUCUCUACUUGCUUACGUGGCUAUAGCCGACGGAGAAUGUCAAGCGAGGGAAAGGUUUGAGCUGAUAGAGCGGAUGCUUCAACCUUGUGGCAGACCUCCAGGCAAAACAGAUGACUAG